Lactuca saligna is the source of this 537-nucleotide messenger RNA. The record is from the annotation of a GenBank genome assembly. NCBI's taxonomy places the organism in Eukaryota, Viridiplantae, Streptophyta, Magnoliopsida, Asterales, Asteraceae.
AUGACAACUUUCCACCCCCGUAGUCUUCUUGAUGGGUCGUUUAUUUCUUCUCCACACCACAACGAUACAGAUCCAACUGCAAACUCAAACGAGAUGAAUCUUAUAGUCAAUAUUAUGUGGAUCGUGUUGCUUUGUGGAUUCAUAACCUCUUUUGGAGUGUUUCAAGUGAUACGUUACGCUAUGCAACGGAGACGUACAUCUACAAUGACAACACGAACAUCACAACAUGAAUCUGAACCUUGUGCUGGUCUUAAGAAAUCUAUCGUUUCUCAGAUUUCAACACGUGUUCUUGAAUCAGUAUUCAAGAUUUCAGUUACAGAGUGCACCAUAUGUCUCGAAGAUUUUGUAGAUGGACAAAAUGUUCGUGUGUUGCCAAACUGUAGCCAUGAGUUUCAUGUUGGAUGCAUAGACAAGUGGUUUGAGUCUCAUUCUUCAUGUCCAAACUGUCGCAACUGUUUGCUUGAAUGUCCCGUUGAUAGUCAUGAAGUUGUAAUGCCCCAGUUGAUGGUCACCACCCCUAGUGAAAACAUGGUUUGA